Molecule: messenger RNA, 492 nt
Organism: Truncatella angustata
Lineage: Eukaryota; Fungi; Ascomycota; Sordariomycetes; Amphisphaeriales; Sporocadaceae
Exons: 2
Coding region: 1-492 (163 amino acids)
Source: RefSeq, a predicted model, not a curated record
AUGUCUCCUUCUCACGAAAUCACGAGGACCAGGAGAAGAGGAUACCGGUGGCGAAGAAUGCCAACUAUCCCUCUCUAUGGCUCUUCUUCACAGCAGCGUCACUCCGAGAAUAUACCGCUGGAUGCCGAUCACCCAACGCAGACGGCCACUUUGCCGGCUUCCACCUCUGAAGAUACAACAGUCCGGCAACUUGAAGCAAGCAUGAAAAGGUUCGAGCAACAAGCAGGCGAUGCAGAAGUUCUUAGGCUCAUUAUGCUACAGAAUCAGCAUGCUGUAGGUCAUCAUCACUCUAGCCAUCGCUUCAUGCUUUUAAUUGCGGAUAACUUCAGCACUCAGACGGUGGAUACUGGCUUAAAGCGGUUCGACCAAAAGCUGCAGGAAUGGGUCUCGAAGUUGCAAGUGGUCAUUGAGCGGGACGCGAAGAGUGGCCAGCAGGACUUUUAUGAUCCUACACUUGUUGGCAUGGAGCCUUCCGAUUUCGUACUUGAGUAG